This is a messenger RNA of Trichomonas vaginalis G3, 603 nucleotides long. Its product is annotated as peptide alpha-N-acetyltransferase protein. Gene Ontology annotation, biological process: N-terminal peptidyl-methionine acetylation. Gene Ontology annotation, molecular function: protein-N-terminal amino-acid acetyltransferase activity; histone acetyltransferase activity. The transcript has a single exon. NCBI's taxonomy places the organism in Eukaryota, Parabasalia, Trichomonadida, Trichomonadidae. The record is from RefSeq and is a predicted model, not a curated record. The coding region runs from base 1 to 603 and encodes 200 amino acids. Gene Ontology annotation, cellular component: Golgi membrane.
AUGCAGAGUAAGUUCCUUAUUAGAAGGAUGACUAAAGAUGACAUCCCAGGAGUCAGAGAGUUACAGACAAAACUCUUUCCACUGACAUAUAGUGAUGCAACAUAUGAAAAAUACAUUUCAAAUAAAUAUUUAUCAAUUGUUCUCGAAAAGAUAACUGGCGAUUUAACCGAAAUUGUAGGAGUUUCCACAUCACUCCGCAUUUGGGUAAGCAAAUGGUCAAAUAAAACAGAAGCAUAUAUUUCAACUUUCGGAAUUGAUGAUAGAUUUAGAAGAAUGGGCCUUGGAACAGAGUUGAUGCGUGUUACUGCAAGAAUUAAUAUUGAUCAUUUUCAAGCUGGCCAUGUUUUAUUACAUAUUAUGAAAGAUAACGUUUCAGGAUUCGAAUUCUAUAAGAACCGUGGAUUUAUUGCCCAAAAGUUAAUACCAAAUUAUUAUAAGAUCGCAGAAAAGAACUAUGAUUCAAUUUUCAUGGCAUUACACGAAUUUAAAGAGCCAGAAAAUCCACCAACUGUAACAGUCGAAGUAAGUGAUGAGCUUAAACAAGAAAUGAAGACAGUUGAUGUUGUUCCAUGUUUCUUACCAUACUUUUAUGCUUCACCAUAA